AACAGCAGUUGAUAGAUGAAAAGUUCUAGAGUAAAAGCAUAAAGUCUCGCAAAAUGGAAAUUCUAAGAAAGUACCAGUGCCUCAAAUCUUCCAGAAGAGAGAAACCCGGGGGCCAUUCAGCCAGCAUGGAGGGGAAGCAGGGUUUUCUCCUUGGCCUCAUCAUGGCAGCGUGUUUCUAUGGCAACACCGCUCAGAAAACAGUCUGCACGCAAGAGGCUGUAGCUGACAUCGUAUUCAUGGUCGACGGGUCGUGGAGUAUCGGCACCGACAACUUCGAGCAGAUCCGUCAGUUUCUGUACACGCUGGUCAACAGCUUCGAUGUUGGGCCCGACCAUGUCCGCAUCGGCCUGGUCCAGUACAGCAACACUCCACGCACAGAGUUCCUGUUCAACACCUAUCAGAACAAACAGGACAUACUCCAGUACAUCAGCAAAUUACCUUACAUGGGGGGCGGCACCCAGACAGGGCAGGGUUUGGAUUUCAUGCUGAAAGAGCACUUUCUGGAGGCAGCUGGAAGCCGGGCCGGCCAAAACGUGCCGCAGAUUGCCGUGGUUAUCACUGACGGCAAAUCGCAAGACAAUGUGGAGUCCCACGCCCAGGAUCUGAAGAGGAAGGGAAUUGUUUUGUAUGCAAUCGGUAUCAAAGAUGCAGAUGAAGAGCAGCUGAAAGAAAUAGCGAAUGAGCCCCACAGCCAGCACGUCUACAGCGUGUCCGAUUUCACAGCUCUGCAGGGAAUUUCUCAGAGCAUCGUCCAGACGCUGUGCACAACUGUAGAGGAAGCCAAACGACAAAUCCUGCAAUUGUCUCGAGAAUGUGCCAAAGCCACUGUGGCCGACAUCGUCUUCCUUGUCGAUGGCUCCUCAAGCAUCGGCAACCAAAACUUUCAAGAGGCCCGGCGGUUUCUCCGCAGUGUCAUCACAGGCCUCGACAUUGGCCCUGACAAUGUUCGGGUCGGCUUGGCACAGUACAGUGACGAACCUUACCAAGAGUUCCUGCUGAAGGAUCACAUGGACAAGCAAUCCCUGCUGGCUGAGAUUGACAAAUUUCCCUACCGAACAGGAGGCACGCAAACAGGCAAGGCCAUUGAAUUCCUCCUGCAAAAUUACUUCACAGAGGUGGCCGGGAGCAGAGCCAGUCAGCGAGUUCCUCAGAUCGCUCUGAUCAUCACAGAUGGUGAUUCCACGGAUAAUGUGACGACUCCUGCCCAGCAUCUGAGGCAGCACGGGGUCAUUGUGUUUGCCAUCGGGGUGGGACAAGUCAACCAAAAGGAACUCCGGCACAUCGCCAGCCAGCCUGCAGAGCGCUUCCUCCUCACCACUGACAGCUACCAGGCUCUGGAGAGGCUGAGGGAGGGUCUGCUGCAAACUGUUUGUGUCUCCAUGGAGGAUCAGAGGCAAGCAUUGGCACAAAAGUUUGCAGACAUUGUCUUCCUGGUGGACAGCGGCAUGAGUUCAGGAGAUUUUCAGCAAGUCAGGACCACCCUCAUCCGACUGGUCAAUCAACUUAACAUCGGAGAAUCUGCCAUCCGUUUUGGCUUGGCUCAGUAUGGUCAAGAUACCAAGGUGGAAUUUUUUCUCAACUCUUACAAAACCAAAGAAGAUACCUUGUCCGGUGUCAAGCGUUUCCGCCAGCGCCGACUGCAACCCAACGAGCAACGUCGCCUGGGCAGUGCACUAGACUAUGCAAGGACUAACCUUUUCAGCAGUGAGAAAGGAAGCCGGGCAGACCGAGGCUACCGACAGUACCUGGUUGUUCUAAGUGGAAAAGACUCCGAUGAUCCUGUGUAUAAGCAGUCACGUUUGAUCAAAUCAGAAGGAAUAAUUGUGGUGGGAAUGAGCCUUGGCGCAUCGAUGGACGAAAUUCGUCUCAUAGCCACAGGACGCUACACGUUCCCCUCUAUCAGUAACACAGUACCUGCACUGAAGGCUAUUUUCGAAAAAGAGGAGGAGGAACUCACUCCUACUGAAGAUUGUAAAACAGCCAAACUGGCAGACAUCGUGUUCAUUGUUGAUGAGUCGGGAAGCAUUGGAACUGCCAACUUCCAGCUGGUGCGCAGUUUCCUGCACUCAAUUGUGAGCGGCUUGGAAGUCAGCCCAGGUAAAGUCCGAGUUGGCAUUGUGAUGUACAACGACAGGCCGACAGCACAGGUCUACCUUGACAGCUUCGAUGACAGGAAAGAAUUGCUGAAGUUCAUCAAAAUCCUGCCUUACCGUGGAGGUGGUACAAGCACUGGAGCUGCCCUAAAGUUCACCCGGGAGAAUGUUUUUGUCAAGGAAAGAGGAUGCAGGAAAGAUAAGGGCAUUCAACAGGUGGCAGUGGUGAUCACAGAUGGUGAAUCCCAGGACAAUGUGAGCAAAGAAGCAGCUGAUCUACGUCGGGCUGGUGUCACUGUUUACUCUGUAGGAGUCAAAGCUGCCAAGGAGACCGAACUGAAAGAGAUGGCGUCCUAUCCCCACAAAAGGCAUGUGUUUAAUGUGGACAGUUUUGUCAAACUGAAAUCUCUGGAGCAGAGCCUGCAGAAAAUUAUUUGCGUUAACAUCCUUCGCAAGGCCAUCUCAGUCAAUACAAGAAGAACUGGCAUCAAAAAAGGCUGCCUAAAAACAGAUGAAGCAGAUAUCUUCUUCCUGAUUGAUCAUUCAGGAAGUAUUCAACCCUUAGAUUUCCAAGACAUGAAGAAGUUCAUCAUUGAGUUUCUUCACACCCUCCAUAUUGGGCCAAAACAUGUUCGCAUUGGGGUUGCAAAAUUUGCAGGUUCGCCAAACAUAGAAUUUGAUCUGACAGCCUACUCAGAUGCCCAGACACUGGAGAAAGCUGUGGAGGGUAUCCGACAAAUAGGAGGCGGGACAAACACAGGAGAAGCGCUGGAAUUCAUGGUGCCACAGUUUAAGAAAGCAGUGACAACUCGUGGGUACAAAGUCAAAGAGUACCUGGUGGUCAUCACUGAUGGAAAAUCCUCUGAUAAUGUCAAGGCUCCUGCAGACAAACUGAGGGCGGAGGGUGUCAUCGUCUAUGCCAUCGGGGUGAAAAACGCAGAUGAAAAUGAGCUGCUAGAGAUUUCCGGCAACCCCGAGAGGACUUUUUUUGUCAGUAAUUUUGAUUCUCUAAAGCUCAUCAAGGACGACGUCAUCACAGACAUCUGUUCUCCAGAUGCUUGCAAAAACAUACCAGGCGACCUCCUCUUUUUGAUUGACAGCUCUGGGAGCAUCUAUCCAGAAGACUAUAAUAAAAUGAAAGACUUCAUAAAAUCUGUCAUUAGCAAGUCCUUCAUCGGGAAGAAUGAGGUGCAUGUUGGUGUCAUGCAAUUCAGCAGUAUCCAACAACUAGAGUUCCCCCUCAACCGUUACUACAGCAGAGAAGAAAUGUCCAAUGCCAUUGAUCAGAUUCAGCAGAUUGGGGGUGGCACACUCACAGGUAAAGCCAUCGAUGAUGUGUCGAAGUAUUUCGAUGAAAGCGAAGGAGGGCGUUCUGGCCUGCGUAGGAGUCUGAUAGUGAUAACAGAUGGUGAGGCCCAAGAUGAGGUGAAAGGCCCCGCUGAGGCUCUGAGAGCCAAAGGAGUGGUGGUUUAUGCCAUUGGGGUUGUGAAUGCCAACACCACUCAGCUGCUGGAGAUCAGUGGCUCACCAGACAGGACAUUUUCUGAGAAGGACUUUGACGCUCUGAAUGACUUGGACAGCCAGGUGGCCUUGGAGCUCUGUAAGACAGAAUGUUGGACAAUAGAAAAAGCUGAUAUUAUUUUCCUGGUGGACGGCUCCACAAGCAUAACUUCGGUCAAGUUUAAAAGCAUGCAGAGGUUUAUGGAGUCAUUGGUGAACCUAACCACAGUUGGAGAAAAACGGACUCGCUUUGGGGUCAUUCUCUACUCCACCAACCCCAGGUCCGUUUUUACUCUUAAAGAUUAUACAUCUAAACGAGAUGUUCUUCAAGCAAUAGCAGCACUCAAGUCCCCAACUGGAGACACCUACACUAGCAAAGCCUUGGCAUACUCGUUACAGUUCUUCGAUGCUGAAAAUGGUGGUCGGGCAAAAUCAAAGGUGCCUCAGAUUCUCAUGGUGAUCACAGAUGGGGAUGCUACUGACCGUAAUGAUCUGGUUGCCCCGUCCACGGAGCUGCGAAAAAAUGGGAUCCAAGUCUUCAGUAUUGGAGUGGAAGGAGCGCAAAUGGAACAGUUACAGAUCAUGGCUGGUAAUGACAAAUCCAGAGUUUUCUAUGUGGACAAUUUUGAAGCACUGGAAACUCUGCAAAAGAAUAUUUCUGAACGCCUCUGCAACUUCACCAAUCCAGCUUGUGAAAAACAGCAAGCUGACCUGGUCUUCCUAAUCGAUGAGUCUGGCAGCAUUAGCCAAGAUGAUUACACCAUCAUGAAGAACUUCACAGUAGAUCUACUGAAAAGCUUCAAAGUCGGUGCAGAUUUAGUGCGUAUUGGACUUGGACAGUUCAGCGACUCAUUUCGGGAUGAGUUUCACCUCAACCGUUUCUACACCGAGCAAGAAGUGACCAAGCACGUCUUGAGUAUGGAGCAGAGGCAUGGAGGAACCAAGAUUGGAAUGGCCUUGGAUAAGAUCAUGGAAUAUUUUGAGGCGUCAAAGGGUGGCCGUAGAGAUCAAAAAAUCUCCCAGAAUCUAGUAUUGAUCACAGAUGGCGAAUCGCAGGAUGACGUGGAAGAUGCAGCCGACCGUCUCAGGAAUCUGGGGAUAGAGGUGUUUGCCAUCGGCAUUGGAGACGUCCAUGACCUGCAGCUACUGCAGAUCACUGGCUCACCGCAGAGGCUGUUUACUGUGCAGAACUUUGGUAGUUUGGAAAAAAUCAAGCAAAAUGUGGUCAACACCAUCUGCGAAUCCCCACGGAGUAGCUGUUCCAUUGAUAUCGCAGUGGGAUUUGAUAUUUCCCAAAGAACCGGAGCUCCCGGUGAGAUGCUGACCAGCGGCCACCCCAAGCUCCACAAAUUCCUGCCGGAGAUCGUCCAUUAUAUUUCCUCAGUAAAAGGCCUGUGCUGCAUCAGCCCUGAAUCUGUCCCGACCAACAUUGCCUACCGGCUGGUGGAUCGUGAUGGACUCAUGAUCGAUGACUUCAACUUUGAACCCUACAGCAAAGAAGUGUUGAUGAAAGUCAUGACGUUGAAUUUGAGGGUUCCCACUUAUUUCAACACCGGCCUGCUGACAUCCUUUGAGCAAAAGUUCAAGGCUGAAUCGGGAGCUGGAGUGAAGGUGCUGUUGAUCUUCUCAGACGGACUCGACGAAAGCGUGGAGAAACUGGAGGAUGGAUUAAACUCGCUGCGAAAGUCUGGUGUCAGCGCUUUGCUGACUGUGGCUUUGGAGGGAGUGCGUGACCCCACCCAGCUGCAGAGGGUGGAGUUUGGUCGAGGAUUCGGCUACAAACUUCCCCUGAGCAUCGGCAUGCCGAGUGUCGGCAGCACCGUCCUCAAACAGAUUGACACGGUGGCAGAAAGGGAGUGCUGCAGCGUCACGUGCAAAUGUUCAGGACACGAAGGCAUCCGCGGAUCUCGGGGCCCCCCGGGGACAAAGGGUGUGACCGGACAGAAGGGUUACGCCGGAUUCCCAGGAGAGGAGGGCGUUGUUGGCGACCGGGGGCCUCCCGGACCCAGUGGACCUCAGGGUGUCGAGGGAUGUUCUGGCAUCAGAGGACUAAAGGGCUACAGAGGCCUCCGAGGAAACAGGGGCGAAGACGGAGAGGACGGACUGGACGGAGUCAAUGGAGAACAGGGAGUGAAGGGAAGCGGCGGCGCUCAAGGAGAGAGGGGAGACCCGGGAAACCCAGGUAUCCCAGGUAUCAGAGGGGAGGAGGGGCUGAAAGGACAGCGAGGGCUGAGAGGAGAUCCGGGCGAAUCCGGCGCUGACAACACUAUCCAAGGAGCCAGAGGAGACCCCGGCAACCCAGGUUUACCGGGCCGACCUGGACUGGACGGGCAGCCGGGUGAGAUGGGAGUCCUUGGAAACCAGGGUCCAGAUGGAAGGAGAGGGUCGCUCGGCGACAAGGGUACACCUGGAAAGCCUGGAGCUCUGGGUCUACUAGGCAGCCCAGGAGCUUCUGGUCCACAGGGUCCCAGAGGGGUCAGAGGGCAACCUGGACUGAGAGGAAUCCCCGGCCUUCCUGGACCUCAGGGUGAACCAGGAACAGCUGGAGAUCCAGGUUCAGCCGGACGCCGUGGAGCUAACGGACAGAAGGGUCAACCAGGAGAUCCAGGUGUUAAGGGUAGUCCAGGAUCACUGGGCGCCAGAGGGAUACCGGGUCAGGAUGGUAAAGAUGGUUAUGGACCUCCAGGACCUCAAGGUGUCAAGGGAGAUCCUGGUUUCCCUGGUUAUCCCGGCCUACUGGGUGAGGACGGUCUGCAGGGACCCAAAGGAUAUCCAGGACCUGAGGGGAACCGAGGUCGAAGGGGGAACUCGGGCCUUUCCGGAGACUCGGGAAUACCCGGAGAAGAGGGAUAUCCGGGACACAGAGGUCCCAGAGGUUCUCCUGGACACAAAAGCAUGACUGAGUGUCAGCUGAUCACCUACAUCAGAGAGAACUGCGCUUGUUCCAUCGGUCAAUCAAAGUGCCCGGCCUACCCCACCGAGCUGGUGUUUGGUCUGGACAUGUCAGAGGAUGUGACCCCCGUCGCUUUUGAGAGGCAGCGCGCCGUUCUCCUUUCUCUGCUGGAGGACAUCACCAUCGCUGAGAGCAACUGUCCAACAGGUGCCCGGGUUGCUGUGGUGGCAUACAGUGCCCACACCAAGUACCUGAUCCGCUUCCACGAUUACCGCCAAAAGAAACAACUGAUCGAAUCCGUGAAGAAUAUCGCCCUGGAGAGGACGUCCAACCGACGCCAACUAGGGGGCGCCAUGCGCUUUGUGGGUCAGAACGUCUUCAAACGUGUCCGAGCAGGAAUGAUGAUGAGGAAGGUUGCGGUUUUCCUUUCUAACGGGCCUUCACAGGACAUUAAUGACAUUGUUACUGCCGUAAUGGAGUACCAGGCCAUUAACAUCGCCCCAGCCAUCAUCUCUCUGAGGAAUGCUCCUGCUGUUAGUCGAGCCCUGGAGGUCGACGACACAGGAAACUCCGUCUUCUUAGUGCUGGGGAGGGACAUGGCUGCUGACCUGAGUAAGGUCAGGAACUGUGUAAUCUGUUACGACCCCUGCCACCGUUCAGAGGAAUGCGCCUUCAUCCAGGAACCCGGGCAGCCUCAAGAGGUCGAUGUGGACCUGGUCAUGGUGGUGGACAGCUCCAGGGAGAUUCAGUCUGACGAGUACGCGGGCAUCCAGCAGCUGCUGGGCUCUGUGGUGGAACAGCUGGCUGUGACUUCAAAGCCCCACCGAGCCGGCCACCAGGCCCGGGUGGCUCUGGUUCAGCAGGCCAAGGUUCCCAAGGUGGAGUUUGACCUGCAGACCUACCAUAACCACAGUGUGAUGAAGAGGCACAUGAUCCAGAACAUGCAGCAACAGGGCGGCUCAUCUGCACUGGGACACACGCUGGAGUUCACCCUGAAGGAGGUGUUCCUGAAGGCCAGCCAGCCCCGCAAGAGGAGGGUGCUGCUGGCCGUGGUGGCCACCCAGACGGCUUCGGCGGACUUGCACAGGCUGCAGCACAUCUCUAAGAUGGCCCAUUGUGAGGGAGUGGCGCUGUUUGUGGUGGCCGUAGGUGACGGCUACAGCCAGACGGAGGUGGUGAAGCUGGCCAGUCAGCCCUUACAGCAGCACCUGAUCCACGUCAGCAGACUGAGGGCCGACGAGCAGGGCUACGCCCAGCGCUUCUUCAGAGUCUUCCUCUCUGCCCUCAACAAGGGAUUUAACAAGUAUCCUCCUCCAACGUUAAAACAGACCUGCGCCCUGCUGGCCGGUCAACAGGAAGGAGACAUAUUCAUAAAUGGUCAGGGGCAGGUGGACCUGGAGGAGUUUGAGGAGGAGGUGCAGGAGGAGGUGGAGGAGAGGUUUCAGGAGCAGGUGAGAGGACAGACUCAGACCGAUCAGCCGGACACCGUCGAGACUCUGACCAGAGGAGACGACCAGAGAUUCGACUCGGGAGCCGAUCUCAACGCCCGCUGUCAGCUGGAUGCUGAUAUCGGUUUCCAGUGUGAGGACUAUGUCCAAGUAUGGUACUAUGACACACACAUCGGUGCAUGCUCUCCCUUCUGGUAUGGCGGCUGCGGCGGUAACGCCAACCGCUUUAACACGGAAAAUGAAUGUUUCCGGACAUGUGGCACCAAUAAUCCGGACAUCCUGCCGAGGCCAGAGCUGGUCACCGUGGUCUCCGAAGAUGCCUGUUUCCGCAGCCAGGACCCCGGCGGCUGCCAGAACUACACCAUGAUGUGGUUCUUUGACAGCGAGAAGAACGAAUGUUCCCGCUUCUGGUACGGCGGCUGCGGCGGCAACGAAAACCGCUUCAAGACACAAGAGGAGUGCGAGAACCUCUGUCUGACAAAGAGUUGAUGAGAAGGAUGUCACCAGAUUGGUUGGAAAACUUUAGGAAACAUGCAUUUUCAAGGAAAAUACCAAGGCGAGCUAAAGAAUAACUUAAAAGCCUUUACUCACAGCUGAGCCGGUUCUGGGACCAUUGAACUGCUAACUUGUUUCGACCAAAACACCUUCAGGGAAAGUUUAAACUGUCCCGAAGCUCAGCAGGCGAUUUGAAGGCUUUUUUUGUAAUUUGUCGUUGCCUUUGAUUUUUUUUUUUCUUAAACGUGCAUGUUUUGUCUCCCCCACAGCACCUUCUGUUCUUGAGUACUCUCAGAACUCUUUUAAAAACCUUCACCAAACCUUAACUGUUGGACGCUGGCUAAACAUAACCGACACUCAUCUGACUCCAAAGCUGUAGAACACUUUUUUCAGGUUACUUUGCUCUUCUUCAGAUUCAGGUGCUAUUUUUAUAAAGCAGGUGGGGGCUGAUGUAAAAACAAGUUUGUAUAGGUUUAGAAUGGAUGCUUGAAGGAAUCAAAUCAGAAAUGGCAAACAUUAAAAUGAGUUUAUGUAAGUGAGCUUGGUAUCAACUACACAGUAUUUUCCAUAACUGAUCAUAAAUGGCUGAGUCGACUAACAACCGGCUGCUUUCUUUUUUUUAAGUAGCUGAAAGAUAAACAAUGACUGAACCUGAACGUUUCAGGGAUUGAAACUCUGCAGAUCUUUUCCAGUAAAGAUUGUAAAUUUGAAAGGCAUUAAAUCACAAAACCCUUUCUUGUAACCUUAGGAUUUCAAUUUAAGAAGACUUCUCCCAAGAUAGGGACAGAAAUCAUUUUUCAGAAAUCUCAUGAUCACUGCUCAGUGCCGGCGCUCACAUAUUUAGCAACGUUAGUUGUAUUUGAGUUUAAAGAAAAUACGACUAUAAGAGUUCUACAUUUCAAAGUCUUGGUCUUAAUUGCUUUUGGUUAUGAGGAUCUUUUACUCAAGACUUUAAUGCUGAGAUGUCAGGAUGAGGAAACAGCGGUAGACAUGACUUUACACCCUAAAAACGGCAUCUUGGGACAUCGUUUGGACGUCGUCGCUGGUUAGAAGUAUUAGCUUUUCAUUUUCUGGAACAUCAGUCUGAUGUUGCAUGACCUGGAGGGAAAAAAUGAAAAAUGUUUGUUAAGGGCUUGAAAAACCCAAAGCGACUGAUGAACAUAAUAUGUUCAUUAUUGAUUAAUCUGCUGAUUAUUUUUUUGAUUAAUCAAUCGAUUUGUCUGUAAAAUGCCAGAAAGUAGUUAAAAAUGUCUAUAAUUUCCCACAGACCAAGGUGCUGUAUUCAGAUCUUUUGUUUUGACAAAGAAAAGCAUCAAAUCCUCCUAUUUGAGGAGCUAGAUUUUAGAUUUUUGCUUUAACAAAUGCCUAAAUUGAUAAGUCAAUUAUCAAAAUAGAUUCUGUUGAUCAGCUACAUGGUUAAUGGACUAGUCGUUGCAGCUCUUCUUGGGACUCGACUGCCUCGAUUUUGCCCUUGGCUUGGCGCUUAAGCUGCCGGUGUACGCCGUUAAACUCGGUUAAACAGCUAUGAUUUGUUUUUGGUCGGACAGCACCUUGUAUGAGCCGUCUGUUUCUACUGUGUACUGGAAAACAAAUAUCCAAAAUAUCCAGAAAGAUCCGAAAACAUUCCUCAGGUGAAAAGAUAUCUUGAACUAUAUCAAAAUCUGUCUUUACCAACCUGCGAUGCAUCAUGUCAACUGUAGAAUGAAAACUCUCCUCAGGUCACCAAAACUCACAGAAAUUCCUAGAAAACAAUACUGAAGAACUCAGAACUCGAGAGUCCCCAUUUUUAGGUUUACGCUCCCUGGACCUGUUUGAAGCCUGUGACACGGACUGUGUAGUUGCUCUGUACUCUUAUUUACUGUUGUUUCAGCAUCCUCACAUCUAAGCAAGAAGUUAGUGGAUAAAAUGUCACAACCGCUGACCAGAACUUUGAAAUUAAGAGCCAGGAUUUUUCUUUAAAAGGUGCUAUGUGUAAGUUUUUGCUAUGGCUACGUAGCCAACGUUAGCAUUAGCAGGUGUUUCCUCACCGGUCUAGAAGAAACGUUGUGAGUUCAGCAUCAAACUUCAUUCCUUCACUCACCAGGAGCCGUCUCCAGCGGUGGAAAACAACAGCAACGUUAACUCUUGUUUUCCUUCUGCUUGUAUCACUUCUUGUCUUUGUUGCUGCAUGUGGUUUCUUGCCUUGAGUCGGUGGUGGUGGUGGUGACCAAUCUGGUCCCUUGCCAAGAGCUUCAGCCAUUGUUGCGGUUCACUGACUCAUCGCCAAGAGGUCGGACUAAGUCCUCUGGGCAGCGCUACCUCUUGAUCCUCUCACGUUGAACUGAGGGGAGGCUGAAUGCUACAGUGACUCACUAUCGCCUCUUGAGGCACAAUGUGGUAUAACGAGACGGGACAGGCUAUGGCUAGUUUAGCAUGCUAACUUCAGUAGAUAUCUCUGUAACACGAUACGCAGACGUCUCUGACAUAAUGUCACAACUGUCAUUUCUUCACAUUCUGUUGAUAAUUUUAGUUCAUUUUUGAAUGUUUUAUACCAAUAUACUUACAUAUAGCACCUUUAAUAAUCGUUAAAAGGUUCAAACUGAACUCGAGCUUCUGCUGUUACAAAGAUGCUGUUUAAGGGCAGCCUGUGAAAAUAGGACAGAUCAUUGCUCAUUGUUGUCUGGGUUGACGGGGGGAGUUCAAUGUGUAGUUUCUCAUGUCUGUUCAGUUUCUGAUUUAUUCUGCAAAUAUAAACAUUUCUUGGAGCAGCUGCAGAACAGCUUGAGUCCAAGUUUCAGCCUUAAAAGGUCUGAAAUGUCUUUCUCUGCUCCGAAUGGCGAGGUUCCGGCCUGUGUCAUGCUCUGUCUCACUGUUUGGAAAUGGAAAUCACUGUCUGUGGUUUAUCAAACCGACCCAUGGUGCUUCAUGUAAAAAAAACAACAUUAAUAAAAGACUUCA
Xiphias gladius (swordfish) is the source of this 11366-nucleotide messenger RNA. RefSeq names its product collagen alpha-6(VI) chain-like. Bases 54 to 8423 code for a protein of 2789 amino acids. Gene Ontology annotation, biological process: extracellular matrix organization. Gene Ontology annotation, molecular function: extracellular matrix structural constituent conferring tensile strength; serine-type endopeptidase inhibitor activity. NCBI's taxonomy places the organism in Eukaryota, Metazoa, Chordata, Actinopteri, Istiophoriformes, Xiphiidae. The record is from RefSeq and is a predicted model, not a curated record. The transcript is spliced from 42 exons.